AUGAGGACUACCGCCGCCGCCGCCCUCUUCGGCACGUGGUUUUUAGCCGCCUCGGUCUCCGGAACGAGCACGUCUGAGUGCCUACAGAGGGAUGCCGGCCGGCUCGCUGCCGCUGCCGCAUGCGGUGAUGCCGGCAGCAUCAAGUACUGCCUCUCGGAACUGGCGGGGCUCCUGGAAGGCACCACACCGACGGCAUGCUACCAAAAUGCGGGCUGCACGGCCGAGGAGGCCGCCAUCGAGGCCGACUGGGCCAUGAGGCACUGCGAGGUGGCUGUGACACCGUCUACGGAACCGAGCGACCUCCGCCGGAGGCAAAAGAACAGCGACGAUGAUGACGACAACAGCAACGACGACGACAACAAGAAGAAGACGACGUCGGAAAAGCCCACCAGCACCAAGAAGGAGACCAAGACGACCGGCAAGUCGAGCUCGGAGCAGAAGCCCACCAAGGAGAGCACGACCAAGCAAGACAAGACAUCGUCGACCAAGAAGGAGAGCUCCACGGCCACCAAGACGACGGCAUCCACCUCUGACUCUACCACCACGACGAGCAGCACCACAGACUCCGCCUCCUCGACCACGACGUCCUCCUCCAGCACCGGCACCUCCCUCCAGUGCUACGUCACCUCGGACGUGUCGACCAGCCACUGCCCGACCCAGUCCACGGGCAAGGCCGCGGGCAAGACCCUCUCGUGCUUCCCGACCUCGUACCCGACCGCCUCGUGCGCGCCGGGCCUCGUGUGCGGCGGCUCCCCGGACAGCAGCAACCCGACCUGCUUCCGGCGCCAGGACGGCCUGACGCCCGGCGGCGUCGUCGUGGCCGUCGCCUUCUCGGCCGCCAUCGCCGUGUCGGCCGUCACCGUGUGCUUCUUCUGCCUGCGCGAGCGGCGCGAGCACCGCCGCCUGCGCCGAGCGGCCGAGGCGGCGGCCCUGGCCAAGGGCGGCGCUGCUGCCGACAGUAACGGCAAGAAGAGGCCGAGCGUCGGCGUGAGGAGCGUCGGCGGCGCGUCGGCGGCGGCGGACGAGCAGCCGCUCAUGGGCGCGCAGUACCCGCAGCAGGUGCAGGGCGGAGGGUACUACCAGCCCCCUCCUCUCCCGGGGCCAGCUGGCGUCCCUGCUGAGCCGGUGCCGCCGGUGCCGCAGAUCGAUGUCGCGUAUUACCAGGGCGGGUACGAGGGUGGCGGCGGUGUCGUCCAGCAGCAGCAGCAGCAGCCGCAGGUGUACAGCCAGCAACCGGAUCCGUUCUCGGACCGGCACCAGAUGAGGUAG
Messenger RNA from Thyridium curvatum, 1269 nucleotides. RefSeq lists its product as uncharacterized. Lineage: Eukaryota; Fungi; Ascomycota; Sordariomycetes; Thyridiales; Thyridiaceae. The record is from RefSeq and is a predicted model, not a curated record. Bases 1 to 1269 code for a protein of 422 amino acids. The transcript has a single exon.